AUGGCGCUAUCCAGACAAGCUCAGAGACAAGAUCAGACAGAAUUAAUCACUUGUCAAAUAUGUUAUGAAACCUUCAAAAUACCGAAAAUAUUACCAUGCUUACAUACCUUCUGUGAACAAUGCAUACACGAGUUCAUAAUAUCAACUGGACGCAAUAAAGAACCACUUUCAAGAAAAGAGUUUAGUUGUCCUACUUGCAAAACUCUUGUGAAGCCAACAGAUGCAAAAUCGGAUAUUGAUAAAUGGGCUGCUAACCUGCCCCAUAAUGUAAGCAUACAAGAAAUGCUUGAUAUAUCCAACGGAGAAAAGAAAAAGUGUAGUGCUUGCAAACGACAUGAUGAAAUAUCAGAAGCAAAGUUCUGGUGCGAAAUUUGUGAAGAAGCUCUCUGUGAAAAAUGUAAUGAUAUGCAUAGUCGUAUGAAACUUUCUGCUUCGCAUAAUGUAAUUCCUGUUGACGAAGUUGCUUCCUUUACCUACGGAAUGGUUGUUAAUGCGAUAUCUGAACAUUGCUCUGUUCAUCCGUCCAAUUUAGUAGAUGUGUUUUGUUGUGAUCAUAAAAUUAUUUGUUGCGGUUCAUGCGUAUCCACAAAGCACAGAAAAUGUAAAAGAGUAAUGACUAUUUCCAGCCUUAUGACAAGUGGCAAAUAUAUGUCUCUCCCAUUGAAGAUAAACGAAAUUAAGCAAGCGAUAGAAAGUCUUAUGAAGGAAAAGGAUCAAGAAAAAGCUGAUAUCAAACUCGCAACAGAAGACACAGAAGAAGAAGCUAAAGAAUUUCUCGAACAACUUAAAUGUAAGCUUGAUAACUUGUUUGAUACAUUUGUGAAACAACUACACAUGUUCCGCGAUGAAAAAUAUACGAGUUUUAAUGUACGAAUGCGACUAUUAGAACAGUUUGUUAAGAAUCUAGAUCAUUGGAUCCGUUCGAUUGAAGUUGUUGAAAAAUUUGGAACCAAGACACAGUUGUUCAUUCUUGUGGAGAAUAUAAAGCAUCAUAUUGCAUCGCAAGUAAGCGAAAUCUCGGGGGUUAUCCAGAGCGACACAUUGGUUGAUUUAAGCUUUCAAAAGAAAGGCAUCUUCAGCCAGCUUGAGACAUGUGAGACCAUGUUAGAAAUUGGAACGUUUAAAACAUUCGAGAGUCCUAUAUUUGGUAGGAUGAUUGGUAUUUACAAGUGCUGUGCAGGCUUAGGCUUAAACUGUUAUCCCAAAUUUGAAAAUGCGUAUGUAACGUUCGUUGGAAGUAUUUAUGUCACAGGUUCAAAGUUUUCUUGUGGUGUAUGUAUAGAUGAAAAAUAUAUGGUAGUUGGAGAUGCUGGACCCCAAAAAAAAUUGUACAUCGUUGAAAAACAUUCAGGUUAUAUCGUCAGCACCACAGAUAUCCAUGGAGAUGUCAAACGUUUAUGCUAUGAUAAAAAGUCGAAUCAGCUAUUUAUUUCAUGUUAUAGUGAAGAGUUAUACAAAGCAGACGUUAAAGCUGAAGAAAUAAUUAAAGUUACAAAAAUGCCUUUCAAUGAAGAUCAUGUUGGUGCAUUGUUUAGUGUAAACAACGACGUGUAUGUCGUUGUCAACAGAGCAAUUAAGAAAUUCAGUAUAAAUGCUGAUUCAGACGAUAUGACUACAUGUUUUUACACUAACACAGAAUGUGGUCUAAACGGAAUGAACGUGAUAGGGAAAUAUAUUGUCUUCACAACAGCAGACAACGAGAUCAAAUGUUCAACAUUACAGGGAAAGAGAAAAUUUUGCUAUAAAAACGAUGAACUGGAAAGUCCUAAAUGUAUUGCUGUAUUGUCUUCCGGAUUGACUUUAGUGGUUGACAGAGCAAAUGACGGGUCAUUACAUAUGAUUUCAGAAGAUGGAUCAAAACACCGAAGAUUACUUGAAAAGUUUGAAAAUGUUAACAAUCCUACUGAUAUUUGGUGUACAUUGCAGGAGGAAAGUACAUUGAUACAUACAGAAUAG
Molecule: messenger RNA, 1956 nt
Organism: Mytilus trossulus (common blue mussel)
Lineage: Eukaryota; Metazoa; Mollusca; Bivalvia; Mytilida; Mytilidae
Exons: 1
Coding region: 1-1956 (651 amino acids)
Molecular function (GO): zinc ion binding
Source: RefSeq, a predicted model, not a curated record